GUUGGCCUCGCCUCAUGCAAGCCUCAUGUACAUCCUUCUUUAAGCAGCUGAUCAUAUCAUAGAUUGCUUUGCUUGAUCUUCUUUGUCAAGAAUAAGGUGUCUAGAGCUUUCCUGAGUCGGAAGUCCCAUAUUGGAGCACAUGUCGUUUGACUUCGUCUGUCCGACGGGCCGCCCACUCUGUCCCAUUUUCCAGAUAAGAAUUCGCCAGCCUCUCAGGUCUCAAGUCAACAUAGGUCUUCUUCCCAAGGAACAACGUUACCAGAAUGGCUUUCAAAAAACUCCUUCAAUUUGUAAUCAGCGCGGUUUCUAUCAAAGCCGUAUUCGCGCACCAGAUCCCUUUGGGCGACACUAUUGAACAGCCUGAGACGUGGUUGUCAAAAUAUGGUCCCCAGAUUGACCAACCUUUCUCUGGACCAUUGGCAUUUUCUCAUAUGACUUAUUCCCGUUGUCUGGAAGAUGAAUCCGCGCAGUUUGAUAUAGCAGUUCUCGGUAUGCCUUUUGAUACGGGCACAUCCUAUCGCCCCGGUGCUCGCUUUGGACCCUAUGCGAUUCGUUCAGGCAGCAGAAGACAGAGGGAGGCUCGCGGAUAUAGUUUGGCUUGGGGCAAUAAUCCAUACGAGCAAGGAUCAAAAAUAAUUGACUGUGGCGACGUUCCGAUCAUUCCAUUCGACAAUGUUCUGGCCAUGGACCAAAUGGAAGUCGCGUAUUCUACUUUGUUAAAUCGUCCUAUCGCCUCCAGCCAGUCUGUUUGGGCGAAUGGUGCCCAACUUGCGAAGGACGGACGUGAGCGCCCACGGAUCGUCAGCCUUGGAGGCGAUCACACAAUCGUGCUUCCAAUUCUUCGUGCUCUUAACAAGGUAUAUGGACCGGUUUCUGUUAUUCACUUCGAUGCGCACCUCGACACCUGGAAUGGAUAUCCGGGAACAGUGACUGAGCAGUCGCGCGUUACACACGGAACCUUCUUUUAUGUAGCUAACGAGGAAGGCUUGGUUUCGAACUCGAGCAUUCAUGCUGGUAUCCGAUGCAAAUUAGUGGGACUGGGAGACAUUGAAAAUGAUGAAUCAGUUGGAUUCCACUUCAUCACGAGCGAUGACAUCGACGAUCACGGGGUUCCCGCGAUCAUCAAACGCAUACGGGAGCGUGUUGGUGACACACCUGUCUACUUGAGUCUUGAUAUCGAUGUUAUCGAUCCUGGUCUUGCACCUGCUACGGGUACUCCCGAGGCGGGAGGCUGGACGAGUAGAGAGGUCAAACGAAUCAUCCGUGGCCUGGCCGGAUUGAACUUCGUUGGUGCCGACAUAGUGGAAGUCGCUCCUGUCUAUGAUCAUGCCGAAAUCACAGGCACGGCGGCGGCCGACCUUGUCCACGAUUUUCUAUCGAUGUUCAUGUCUCAAUCGCCUCCCACACCAUACGCACUUCCUGGUUCUUGGCUUCGAGAUGAACUUUGACGGUUCUUCUUACUUUCCAAGCUAUCUUUGUCUGUUCCCUACAUCACCACGUGCUAAUCAGGUGCUAAGCAGAAAUACUUUCAGAGUACGUAACAGUACGUAACAUGCAAUACAAAAUGUUCUCGUCCCCAGA
Messenger RNA from Suillus discolor, 1581 nucleotides. RefSeq names its product arginase family-domain-containing protein. Gene Ontology annotation, molecular function: metal ion binding; agmatinase activity. Lineage: Eukaryota; Fungi; Basidiomycota; Agaricomycetes; Boletales; Suillaceae. The record is from RefSeq and is a predicted model, not a curated record. The coding region runs from base 264 to 1448 and encodes 394 amino acids. The transcript has 9 exons.